This is a messenger RNA of Girardinichthys multiradiatus, 3357 nucleotides long. RefSeq lists its product as uncharacterized. The transcript has 4 exons. Lineage: Eukaryota; Metazoa; Chordata; Actinopteri; Cyprinodontiformes; Goodeidae. Gene Ontology annotation, cellular component: intermediate filament. The record is from RefSeq and is a predicted model, not a curated record. Gene Ontology annotation, molecular function: structural molecule activity. Bases 391 to 1941 code for a protein of 516 amino acids.
AAUGAAAUGAAAAGUUUGGCGGAUGCACACAAUAUGUCGUGCCAAAUGUUGAGCAUUCAACCUGAAUGCAAAUUGUGGCCAUCAUUACAGGUUCUGUUUAUUCUUGAACUGCAGUGUAAAAACAGAUGGGCUGCAUGAGUGACUCGGUGUCUCCCAGGAGGGUGGAGCCAUUCUGCAAAAGUCUGCAGGUUUCCCCCCAUUUUGUGUUGUUGCUGCGUCAAAUGAUGAGCCGCAGCACCCUGACUAUAAAAGCACCUGUCCGGGCCAGACAUCACUCGCAUCUCACUUUCUGUCCUUCCCGCGCACUCACCAUCACACACUCCUGAGCUCCACACACACGCACACACAGUUGCGCUCUCUCUCUCUUCUCUUCCCUAAGGUAAAGGAAACAUGAGUUACUCCAGCGACAUUUACAGCAGCAGCUCCUAUCGUAGGAUCUUUGGAGAUGCUCCCCGGUCAGGUCGAGUGGGUCUGGGCGGCAGCAGCAGCCCGUCCCGCCUGCACUCCGCAGGAUACCGCAGCAGCCACCGCAGUUAUGGCUCCCCUUCUGUGGUCUCCUCCACCACCUACCGCAGGACAGCGGCACCCGGCCGCGUCUUCUCCUCCAUCCCGGACGCCAUGGAUCUGACCCAGUCCACCGCCGUCACCAACGAGCUCAAGAUCAUCCGCACCAACGAGAAGGAGCAGCUGCAGGGCCUCAACGACCGAUUCGUAUCCUUUAUCGAGAAGGUCCACAACCUGGAGCAGCACAACAAAGUCCUGGAGGCCGAGGUCACGCUGCUGCGCCAGCGUAACAACGAGCCAUCGCGCCUGCACGAGCUGUAUGAACAGGAGAUCCGCGAGCUGCGGGCGCGCGUGGAGGAGCUGACGCACGAGAAGAGCCAGAUGCACCUGGACUGCGUGCAGAUGAACGAGACGCUGGAGCGGGUGAGGGAGAAGCUGGAGGAGGAGAGCAGGCUGCGGGAGGAGGCGGAGAGCGCCCUGAAGGGCUACCGGAAGGACGUGGACGACGCCACCCUGGCGCGCCUGGAGCUGGAGAAGAAAGUAGAGUCUCUGCUGGAUGAGAUUGCCUUCCUGAGGAAAGUUCAUGAAGAGGAGCUGCAGGAGCUGCAGGCGUCCCUGCAGGCAACGCAGGUGUCAGUGGAGAUGGACAUGAGUAAACCGGAUCUGACUGCGGCCUUGAAGGACAUCCGGGCUCAGUAUGAGAACCUGUCAGCCAGGAACCAGGUUCAGGCCGAGGAGUGGUACCGCUCCAAGUUUGUCACUGUGACAGAGGCUGCUGCGCGCAACCAGGAUGCCAUCAAGCAUUCAAAGGAGGAGCUGAGCGAGUACCGUAGGCAGGUGCAAGCCCGCACCCUGGAGAUUGAGUCCCUGAGGGGGCACAAUGAAGCUCUGGAGAGGCAGAUUGCUGAGAUGGAGGACCGCCACAACCAUGAGAUUGGAGAGAUGCAAGACACUAUUCAGGAGCUGGAGGCUGCCCUGCGAAGCACCAAGGGAGAGAUGUCUCGUCACCUGCGUGAAUACCAGGACCUGCUGAAUGUCAAGAUGGCCCUGGACAUUGAGAUUGCUGCUUACAGGAAGCUGCUGGAAGGGGAGGAGUGCCGCCUCAGCUCAGUGGGCAGCGCCAUGGUCCAGUCUGGCUACCCUGGCUUGUCCUACACAACGGCCCGCACCUACGCGCUAGGAGCUUACAGGAAGCCCAAGCCAGACGAGGAGGAAGAGGAGGCAGGCGAAGAAGAGGAGAAGGAGGAAGAAGAAGAGGAAGGAGAGGAGGAAGAGGGUGAGGAGGCAGAAGGAGAAGAGGGAGAGGAUCAGGGGGAAGGUGAGGGAGAAGGAGAGGAGGAGGAGGAAGAAGGAGAAGAAGAAGAGGAGAAGCCAAAGGAAAAGGAGGAGAAGGGGAAGGAGAAGGAGAGCUCCACCGGAAAGAACAGCAAGAGCUAAACUGCUUGUGUCAUCAACAUCAAUAACUCAUCUUACAUCCCACCGACCACCUCUGGGUCUGCUUCCUGUUCAUGUUAUCUCCAUGUUUCCCACUCAGUCACACACAUCCUCUCACAUUCACACGUCUCUGGAUCUGCUCUGCAGAUCAGAUGGGAUCACUUUAGACAUGGUCAGAUGGAGAAGUAGCUUUAGCAAGGAAUAAAUGGUAACUACAGUAGCAGAACAGUUCAAAUAUUUAUUCUGUCCACUGAUGUUCUGUUUUCACAACUCUGAGGUGCAGAGGGCCAGCAUGAUGGCCACAAAAGGGAAAAGAGAUCCAAACGUGAAUGUUUCCUCCUGCAACAUGUGCCAUUGAUGAUCCAUGUCCACAAUGAAAAGAGCAACCCCAACUAAGAGGUUACAACGUAGUCAGCACACAGUCUUUGAAGAUAAAUGCAUAGAUCCUGAAGCAUGAGAAACAGCCAGUCCAACUUUAAUGGUGCUAUUUGAUUUUUACAUAUACAAGUUGGGGGAGUCCGUUAUGUGAAGGACUUUAUCAUAGAACACAGCCCCACCAGCUUAUUCCUAAAUGUGAAUGUCUGCUUUAAAGCAGAAAUAUCAGCAGGAAAAAAUGCUUUCAUGUUGGUAGGAUUUGCCAAACUCACAUUUCGAAUGCUCCAACUCAUUUCAGUCCACUUAGUUCUGCUUUCACCCUGCCUUUAUUUGCUGCAGCAUUGCAACCCUGAGCUUGGAGAAAGCUUUCUGUGGAAGGGUCUGAGAGGGAGUGUGGUGCUGAAUUAAAUAGUAGAGCUUUAACUGCUGCUGUGUGUUUUUUUUGGGGGGGGGACUAUAACCAAUCCCUACCUUUGAUUGAUUCAUUUGUCAAAGACUUUCUUUCACAUGUUAUUAAAAAACACAUUUUUUGUUUCCUCUCAUGUAAACACAGUAGCCCCUUUGUUUCAUUAAGCUCGACCUAGGAAAAGAGUUGGUGUAUGUGAGAGUCUGUCAGCUGAUAAAUGUUGGGUUUUAUGGUGUAGAGUCAUAAAUAAGGGCUAUGUUCACCAUGACUUCCUUUCACUUUGCCCUGAAAUCUUUUCAUUGCUACUGUUCUUUAUUUCUCUCCCUUGGUUUUGUUUUUGUUUUGACAAAUAAAUCAAGCAACAGGUCUGAAUGCAUGGCCUGACAACUGGAGACUGAAUAUUAGCUGGAUGAGAAAGAUUUCUGCUUGUUGUGUGUUCAGUUAAAAAAAUAAAAUUAAAUAAAAAAAACUUGCCUUAACCAUAAAGGAAAGUAAAAUAAAACAUGUUUUCACCUGAAUCUGACUUAUUCCUGGUAAGACAGAAGAGUGCUGACACCUUCCAGAUUCUGCUAUACAACUGUGAUUGUACAUGCUGCUGUUUCCUCUCAAAGCCAAAUAAAGACAUUUAAUAAACAAAA